Messenger RNA from Aspergillus melleus, 2049 nucleotides. Its product is annotated as ABC1 kinase family protein. The transcript is spliced from 3 exons. The record is from RefSeq and is a predicted model, not a curated record. The coding region runs from base 1 to 2049 and encodes 682 amino acids. Gene Ontology annotation, cellular component: mitochondrion. NCBI's taxonomy places the organism in Eukaryota, Fungi, Ascomycota, Eurotiomycetes, Eurotiales, Aspergillaceae.
AUGAGGACGGCUGUCCUGUUCGGCCGGUUCUGCUUGAGACGUGGCGCAACUUCACGGUCACUGUCCCGAGUCGCGCCGCCGUGUCGAUGGCACUCAUGGCCGCCAAGCCAUUGGAAACGACCUCCGGCCAGGGGUCCAACUUUACGGGGGGUCUUGCUUGCUGCUUUAACCCCCGGCGCCUUUCUAAAACUCGCAGAAGAACAAGACAAUGGCGCGAAGACCAGUGAAAUGCAGAUGCUGGAGAUCUCAAGACAGGAGUUGCAACAGAGCGCCACGGAGAAGGUCCAGGGGCUUCCUCGUUUUUUACGAUCUCUUUUCAUCUUCUGGAAAUACUACGUCUAUGAUACGGUAGCCACUGGCUGUCGAUUUGUUCACUUGGUGGCGGUCUUCCUGCCUGUCAUCCUCACGGCGCCGGCCGUAUGGUUCGGUAGGCGGAUCGAAGGUCGCCAAGGUACACGCACGGGAACCCUAUGGUGGUAUAAGUACCUUGUCAGGUCAAUGGAACGCGCAGGACCAACUUUCAUCAAGCUUGGACAAUGGGCGGCGUCGCGAACCGACAUCUUUCCCCCGGAAAUGUGUGAAUACAUGUCCUCUCUGCACUCGAAUGCUCCGGCCCACUCCUUAAAAGUUACCAAGGAGACUAUCGUCAAAGCCUUCAACGGAUUGCCAUUCGAGGAUAUAUUUGAGGAGUUCAACGAGGAGCCCCUAGGGGUAGGAGCCAUUGCUCAGGUCUACAAGGCAAAGUUGAAACCGGACCUGGCAGCUACCCAUGACCGGGACCUGAUCUCUCAACCUCAGAGCUUACAAAACAAAAUCCGAAAGAAUGUUGAUGUGUUAGUGAAGAGUACGCCUCAGCGAGUUCCAUCGUCUUAUGUUGCCAUCAAAGUACUUCAUCCUCGGGUAGAACGAGUGAUCCGCCGAGACCUGACGAUUAUGUCUUUUUUCGCCUCGAUGAUUAAUGCUAUCCCGACCUUGCACUGGCUGUCAUUACCAGAUGAAGUCCAUCAGUUCGGAGAGAUGAUGAAGUUGCAGUUGGAUCUUCGGAUUGAGGCGAGUAACCUGGUCAUCUUCCGAGAGAAAUUCCAGCAGCGGACCACCGCAUGGUUUCCGUAUCCCUAUCUGGACUACAGCACCCGUGAAGUCCUUGUUGAAGAGUUUGCGCAAGGGAUUCCCCUGUCGAAAUUCUUAGAUGCCGGAGGCGGGGUCUAUCAACAGGAAAUUGCCAACGAGGGUCUGGAUGCAUUCCUCCAUAUGUUACUAAUUGAUAACUUUGUCCAUGCCGACCUACACCCGGGUAAUAUCAUGGUGCGAUUCUAUAAGCCGAGCGAACUAGAUAUCUCAUUUCGCAAGCAUACCCGCGCGUCGGAUGCGCCCACCACGGCGGAGGUGGAUGUGACGGAGAAUGUCCUUGCACGCCUGAGACCACAUGCCCGCCAUCAGGAAGACUGGACGAAGGCGUUGAGCCAGCUGAAUGCGGAGGGCUAUCGCCCUCAGCUCAUCUUCAUCGACACCGGCCUAGUUACGCAGCUCAAUGAUUCAAACCGGAAGAACUUCCUAGAUCUCUUCCGCGCGGUGGCGGAGUUCGACGGCUACCGGGCGGGAAAACUCAUGGCUCAGCGAUGUCGUCAGCCAGGAGAGGUCAUUGACGAAGAUGGAUUCGCAAUGAAGGUGAAUCAUCUCGUGCAAAACGUCAAAUCUCGAACUUUUGCUUUGGGUAAUAUCAGAAUCGGGGACGUCUUGAGUGAGAUACUCUCAAUAGUCCGAGGCCAUCACGUUCGACUGGAAGGUGACUUUGUUAACGUCGUCAUAUCGAUCCUUUUGCUUGAGGGGAUUGGGAGGAGCCUUGACCCCAACCUUGACCUUUUCAAGAGCGCGCUCCCCAUAUUGCGGACCCUCGGAUCCAACGCCACCUUCUUGAAAUCCGUUCGAUCGGGUGACACUUCAAUGCUCCGGGUGUGGGUUGGACUUGAAACACGCGGAUUACUUCAAGCCAGCAUCGAAAGCGUGGAGCAAUGUGUCAAAUAUGAUCAACUCUCCCCUAACAUCUAG